CUCUGUGGUUGCAGCUAAGUAUGAUCUUCCACAUCAGAAAAGUUAUCCUUGGAAUAUUUGAUACAUUGUUGAAAAGCUAAUGGUCUAGGACCGUAGUUGUGCUACCAAUCCGGGAUUGGUAAAGUGAACCGUAGUUCUGCCAGUGUACACAGUCUGGGACUGUGAUUCCAUUUGGUCUGGGACCAAGUUCACAUCAAGAAGAGUGUGAUUAUGGAUGCGUUUGGGAGCAUCAAGAAGCUCAACAACCAGAAUUACAACACAUGGGCUGUGUAUGGAGUCCUACUUACAAGGACAAGGUCUAUGGAGCCUGAUUGGUGGGAGUGAGAUACGAGAGCCUGCCGGAGAUAAUAAUGCCAUCAAGAAGUGGAAGAUGAGAGCUGGCAAAGCGAUGUUUGCCAUCAAGGUCACAAUUGAAGAUGAAAUGCUGGAGCACGUUAGAUACGCCGCCACACCGAAGGAUGCUUGGGACACACUAGCCUCUCGAUUUUCAAAGAAGAACGAUAUGAAGCUUAAACUCUUAGAGAAUGAGUUGUUGUCGACUGUUCAAGGCAGAUGACAGUAAGCCAGUAUUUUAAGAAGAUAAAAUCAAUCUGUCGUGAAAUAUCUGAGCUAGACCAGAAGACAAAAUGAGGAGGAUUAUUAUUCAUGGUCUAGCUCCCGAUUAUAGAGGUUUUAUUGCUGCAGUUCAAGGAUGACCAACUCCACCAACGCUUGAAUAGUUGGAGAAUUUGUUAGCCAACCAGGAGAUUCUGGCAAAGAAAGGAAACAACGAGUCUACAGAAAAUAAAGAGCAAGUACUCUU
Molecule: messenger RNA, 802 nt
Organism: Linum trigynum
Lineage: Eukaryota; Viridiplantae; Streptophyta; Magnoliopsida; Malpighiales; Linaceae
Source: the annotation of a GenBank genome assembly